CAAUCACAGCGCGGCUUGUUGAACUGUCCCUUCAGCAGCUAUGGUGGGCAUGAGCCUUCUCAGGUCGGCUGCUGCCUUUGCAGCCAGGUUAGGUCCUCUGAAAGCUGGGAAUAAUGCUGCCAAUAUACUUGCUCGAAACAUCCCACGGACAAAUAAAGUGGCGACCCGUUGGGGCCAUGGAAAGAAGAUGUUUGUGGUCAACCCAUCUCAAUAUUACGACAGAAGAUUUUUGCAUUUAUUGCGAUAUUACAUCCUGCUGACUGGUAUUCCAGUAGCUGUGUUGGUCACAGCUGUGAAUAUCUUCAUUGGUGAGGCAGAGCUUGCUGAGAUUCCUGAAGGCUAUGAACCUGAGUAUUGGGAAUAUUACAAACACCCCAUUACCAGGUGGAUUGUACGGAACAUUUAUGAUUCCCCAGUGAAGGACUAUGAAAAAGUGAUGGCUGCAAUCCAAAUUGAAAAGGAAAAAGCUGACAUGAGACUGACACAGCUGGAGGUUCGUCGGCAGAUGAGACAUCACGGAGACGGCCCCUGGUUCCAGGUGCCGACGCUUGACAAAGGGCUGAUUGACAACAGCCCCAAGUCAUUACCUGACGAUUAACGAACCGUGUUAGCAGUACAUGUGGUCAUCAGUCUGACUGUAAAUUUUUCCCUUGUUGAUUAAAUAAAGUAUCUUUAUGUGGUCUAAUA
Molecule: messenger RNA, 687 nt
Organism: Gambusia affinis (western mosquitofish)
Lineage: Eukaryota; Metazoa; Chordata; Actinopteri; Cyprinodontiformes; Poeciliidae
Gene: ndufb5
Product: NADH:ubiquinone oxidoreductase subunit B5
Exons: 6
Coding region: 41-598 (185 amino acids)
Source: RefSeq, a predicted model, not a curated record